This is a messenger RNA of Amoebophrya sp. A120, 1681 nucleotides long. The record is from the annotation of a GenBank genome assembly. Lineage: Eukaryota; Dinophyceae; Syndiniales; Amoebophryaceae.
AGCCUCCUGUUCUUUCACGAUUGAUAGAGGUUUUGCUGCUUGACACAAAAACUACUAGAGCACGCUGAGAAAAAAACCAAAACAAAUGAUUCGUGUACUUGAACUUGUUGACUAGGCGUACUAGGCCGGAUGAAUAUAAAUACCUUUUCAAGAUGAAGUUUUCCCCCACCAGUUGCUCACAUCUCAAGAUGUCGCCCCUGCCGACCAGCACAAGCAGACACCUCCACCUCCAGCACCUUCGCCGCGGCUUCGCCCAGAUUCCCAGCCUACAUGUCUCGCGCAAACUGAGUGACAUCGUAAAGCUCCCGUUGCUGCAGCGCGAGUCUCCGCAGAAGGUGCGCGAGGUGUGGUUGUCGCAUGAUAAACCCAGGAUAAUCAACGGCGUCCUGGCUGCAUAUGGUAGGGAAAUUUGAAUUUCGCGUCUUCACGGCAAAUUUACAUGUGCACAGCUCGUAACUGUACGACGUGAGUAGGGAUGUUUUUCAGAGAAUAAUUUGAUUUGAUCUAGUUGUAUAGAUUCUUUUAUGUAGUGUGCGUGCGCGACUUACUUUUAUAUCCCAGACGGAUUGUACUGCAGCAUGCAAUUAUUUGGGCGUCAUGACUCGAAAUUUCCAAAUAAUUCUACUCCGGAAUGGCGCGCAUCCGCCGCCAACGCAAAAGCCGCGCCAUUAUUCGUCGUACCUGUGUAUCCAGACCCAGCAGUUACUUUGCACUCGACCAAACACGUAGAUGGAACCGGUAUCCACAGUGAAUUUCCCGUACACAACGACGACGACGUACAAAUGUAACUUCCGCAUGACAAACUUUUCCUUCAAGUUCAAACCUCUUCAGCAUGACAAUUUGUUUUUAUUUAAGUUGGUGAAAUUUGUGAUGAAUUAUCUCAUGAAAUUCAUGACAUGAAUGUCGAUGUCCGGCUCCGGGAAAUUCAAAUUUGUGAUGCAUAACCGCAACCACGACGCAGCAGUCUAGUGCCAGCUUCACCCCCGCGUCGGCAGCAUCUUCCACAGCUGGGUAUUACAACUUGGUGAGCGAAUGGCAGGACGAGGAGAUCGUGUUGACCUUCUUGGACGACUACCAAAAAGACGCGCGCAACGCGGUGCCCUUUAUGGUGGUCAACUUUUUCACGGAGCUGCUGUCGUCCCACAACUUGGUGCUGCUCCGGGCCGACAUCGUGAACAGAAACCUCAGCCGCAAGCAGGGCGCCUUGGCCGUCAAAUUUCUGCGGGAGGCAUACGCUCGAGUGGACCGGUUUGAGUGGGUGCAAAAGUUCAACCUGCGUCCCCGCGAGUUCGAUUAUCGCGCUUUCGAGUCUUGGUGCAGCAAGAUCAAAGCCGAGGCGUGAGUCGGUCUUCGCCGCAGCGUUCGGUGACGGAAAAACCGCGGCCACAGCUUGCGAAACGGCACGACGGAAAUUGGAGAAACAAAAAGCAGGUAUUUAGGCCCAGUGAUGCGCAAGCUCGGCGGCCGGGUGCAUGACGCUUUAUCAGAUUUCGUAAACGGUGGAAGCACGUCCUCGUGUACCGGCGGUCCUUUCAGUUCCCGUGAUCCUGAUCUGCACAGGCUCCGCCACGAUUGUACUUUCUUCUGGUCUACUUCACGUGCCAAGACAAGUACUCAUCACGUACGAUGUGCACGUCAACAGUUUGCUGUCAGUACUUCCUUGCUUUAAUUACCUCUAGCU